Phytomonas sp. Hart1 is the source of this 882-nucleotide messenger RNA. The record is from the annotation of a GenBank genome assembly. NCBI's taxonomy places the organism in Eukaryota, Euglenozoa, Kinetoplastea, Trypanosomatida, Trypanosomatidae.
AUGGUCUCCCCUUUGACUUCGUACCUCAUUUGGUUGCUGUUAUGCACUUUGUGCGUUUUGGGGUUAGGCCUUGACGUAUCAGCCCACGAAAUCAAAGAUUUCGAUAAAGUUUUGAUUCACGUCCUUCAUCGUCAUGGUGCCCGCAUGCCGGUUGAUAUACCAAACCAAACCAACUUUUGCGACGAAGCACCAUGUGGUGAACUGACGAAGAACGGGGCGCGUAUGCUGGAGGAGGCUGGGAAGUACCUCUCUAAAGAGUACACAAACGGUCCCAAUCCGCUCUUUCCUAUUUUGGCUAAUCCUUCGAAAUCUGACACUGAUUACAUUGAGUCAAAGCCGGAAUACAACUUGCACGACGUGUACAGUCGCUCGGUUGAUCUUAACCGCAUGAUCCAGAGUGCGGACUCCUUCUUGAAAGGUUUUUUUAAAAAUACACCAGGUACCCCAUGUACGCCGGCCAUUCAUACAGUUCCAAUACCGAUGGAUACUGUUCUCGCGACUUUCCUACAGCCAAACUUGGGGUUCUACUACAUGCACCACCCUGUUACCCUUUCGAAUGCGGCAAACCCUACGACGGACACGCUGUUCCCUGACUGGAGAGACCUCCGUAAAAUAGCGAAGCAGUUGGGUUUGAAUAAAAUCUGUGAUAGUGAGGUAAACCGAACUGAGUGUGCAUUUAGUUUGUUCGAUAUCGCGGCCUCCAUGAACUCAAACGGCAAGAUCAAUCGCUACCCCCUCCUGGAAGCCAAUUAUGAGAAACUAAAACAGAUUACCAGGGCGGUGUAUCGUUUCGAAUCUUACUUUGACUACGAUGACGAGCAGCGCCGGCUGGAGGGGAGUCGUGGAUACAUAUAUUGGAAGCAUGUUCUGAAGAGCAUUUAA